This is a messenger RNA of Setaria italica (foxtail millet), 1820 nucleotides long. RefSeq lists its product as uncharacterized. The record is from RefSeq and is a predicted model, not a curated record. Bases 433 to 1473 code for a protein of 346 amino acids. The transcript has 9 exons. NCBI's taxonomy places the organism in Eukaryota, Viridiplantae, Streptophyta, Magnoliopsida, Poales, Poaceae.
UGUCGUCGGUAAAUGAGCAGCCAUGGCAUGGCAGCAGCAGCGGCGAAACUUCUCCCCCACCUUCUCCGGUUCCCCUCGUGCGCGGCGUAUAUAUACGCGCACACCUACACGCCCCCGCGCCCCGCCUCGCUCGCUCCAGUCUAGACGUGGCGGUUUGACUUUCUGACCGGGGAAUCGGAACGGAGGUGCGCCGUCGUCCCUUUGGGGAGAGGAGAGGAGACGGGAUCUUCGCUGGGGAAUUCGGAGCCGGUGUGGGGUUGAUUCACUCACUCGCCGCGGUUCUUGGAGGCGGAAGGGCGCGCGGGGGAGAGGAGACGCGUCUUCGCUGGAUUCUGCCCUCUCGGGCUACGAUCGAGGAGGAGCUAAACUUUAGGCGGAGGAACCAAACACCCCCUUAAGCUUUGUUAGCAGCAGAUAUUAAAAGGUAGCAUAAUGAAGGCACCGUCUCUACUGGUUCAGUGUUUCCCUGGCUUGCUUCCCAGCAAGGCCACUAGUUGCGUGCCAAUUGUAUCUGAGAAGGAUCUGCAGCUACCUUCUCCAGCUGUUGAAAUAAUCCCCUCAAAGAGCGCCCAUCCUUACAAAUAUGCUGGUGAGAAGGUCGAUGUGCAAGGUCUUGAUAUUUUCAAGGGGAAGGUCAGUGUAGCGGAUAUGAUAGCCUUUUCACCUUCAGAAGUAGCAUCAGCAAAAUACGAUGGAACUCUGAAAUAUUGGGAGAGUUCCAUCACUCUUGUCAACAUUCUUAAAAAUGAGAUCCGUGAUGGACAGUUGAGCUUCAGGGGGAAGCGGGUUCUAGAGCUCGGAUGUGGAUCUGGUCUGUCUGGCAUUUUUGCCUGCUUGAAGGGUGCAUCCACAGUGCACUUUCAAGACAUAAAUGCAGAAACCAUCCGAUGCAGAACAAUACCCAACGUUCUUGCAAAUCUUGAGCAGGCGCGGGAUAGGCAGAACAGACCAUCUGAGAGCCCCGUUACACCAUCUAGGCAGCUGUUGGCUCCCAAUGUGCAUUUCUAUGCUGGCGAGUGGGAUGAACUCCCUACAAUUCUCUCAGUUGUGCAGCCACCCGCUGCACCAACAAACCUUAGCUUUUCUGAGGAUGAUUUUAUGGAUGGCUGCAGUAGUCAUGACGGGAGUAGUAUAGUUGGUCAUGACUACUGCCCCCGACGAUCUAGAAAGCUUUCUGGUAGCCGCGCAUGGGAGAGAGCUAGUGAGACUGAUCAAGCAGAUGGUGGCUAUGAUGUAAUUUUGAUUUCUGAUGUCCCCUAUGCUGUGAACUCCCUGAAGAAGCUCUAUGCCCUUAUUUCAAAGUGCCUUCGUCCCCCAUAUGGAGUCUUGUAUGUGGCUUCAAAGAAGAACUUGGUCAGUUCCAAUGGCGGUGCAAGGCAGCUUCGAGCUCUGAUGGAAGAGGAAGGUGUCCUUGGUGGCCACUUCUUAACUGAGUUGUCUGACAGGGAGAUAUGGAAGUUCUUUUUCAAGUGAGCAUAUCCAGAAAGUGGGAAGAGGAGGAAAUGAAUCCUGACCUUUAAGACACAAUUUUUUUAUUUCUAUCCGCAGUAAUGUACAUACGGCGAAGCAUAGUUCCAUUUAUUCUUUGGUAGCAGGUUGAAAGAAUUUGAAAAAAAUGUGUAGGUGAGCUUGCUCAAGUAUUGGAAACUUUACUGUUAGUAGAUCUGCAGUGUCGUUAUAUUAAGUGCAGAAAGCAACUGUAUUCCCCUUUUGCAUACCGGAUAUAUGAUGAUGGCGAUUCAGUCAGAUCAUAAUAUUAGAAACUUUCACAAAUUGCGCAUCUUCCUGAGGAUGUGUGCACUGUUGUGAGUUGGUUGGUA